Cyclocybe aegerita is the source of this 291-nucleotide messenger RNA. The record is from the annotation of a GenBank genome assembly. NCBI's taxonomy places the organism in Eukaryota, Fungi, Basidiomycota, Agaricomycetes, Agaricales, Hemipholiotaceae.
AUGUCAGCACACAAUGACUCUGAAGCAGCAGCAGAUGGAUGUGCAGUUGCAGAGCAGGCUGAGAGAGCAGAUUCUGCUCAACAGUUUAACCUGGUUGAUGCUGAUGACUUGGGCCCCAAAUCAGAAGAUGAACUCAAGGAUGCUGGAUAUGAUACUCCAUUCUCUGUGACUAUUGCCCCUCAGCCUGCUAGUACCAAUCCUGCUGCAACAUUUAAGCCUGCAACUCCUGCUCCUGCCAUUUGUCCAGUUCAAGAUGCCACCACAGCUGCUACUGCUACCAGCCAAAAGUGA